CGUGCUUCAAAGUGAGAUAGACUUUUUUUUGUUUUCUUUUAUAUAGAAAUAAGCUUGAUUUUAUUAUUAUUAUUUAACAAUUAGGUACUAAAAUACAAAUACAGUAAAAUCUCAUGUUAAAGUCUCGGCCACUCAAGUAUGUACUACCUCCCUAAAUAUAAUGAAAUUUUAUUUGUUUUCGGGUACCCAAGUUGAUUUACUAUGUACACUACGACUCCCUCUUUUCUACUUUUUAUUAUUUUCGUUUGUAUCCCCUCCCCCCCUCCUUCUUCUUCUUUUUCUUCUCUCUUAUUAAAUUCCUCAAUAUUUUAUAUUUUCCCUUUUAUAUUCCUUUUUCCUUUCUUCCUUGAAGUCGUUAUAUAUUUGGAUCCAGCAUAUUUAGAAAAAAAAAUAGAAAUUGAGAUACAGCCUCAUUAUGAAGAAUUUGAUAUUCUUUCUAACAGCAAUACUUCUUGCUCAACUUCAGCUAGCAGAAGCUUAUUUUUAUGUCCCUUCUUUUAUGAAUACACUUCCAUUUAAGGGGGGUAUGCAAUAUGCGCAAAGUGGAAAUUCAUUAUAUAUCUUUGGUGGUGAAAAUGCGACUGAAUUAUAUACAAACGAUUUCUACAAGCUAACUCAGACUAACACUUCUUACAGCUGGGAGAUUGUUCCUCAAAUGAAUCCACUUAAUGGCACUUUAUAUGGUCAAGCUUAUAUUACAGCUGAUAAUCAAAAUAUGAUUUUAUUAGGUGGUAUGUCAAAUGAAACGUUUGGUCGAGGUUUACCUCUUCAAAUUCACUCUUAUAAUUUUGCUUCUCAAAGAUGGACUCCCUUUGCUGGCAACAAUGCCAACGUUAGUUCCCCUCCUCCUCCUGAUUUUAUUUAUAACAGACAGUUCUUUUCUGCUACAUAUGAUAAAAAGAAUCAACGUACCUAUAUCUAUGGUGGAGCUAUUCAGAGCCCUAAUGGACCUCUUUUUUUGAACGAUUUACAUGUUUUAGAUGCUAACUUCAAAUCAACUGUUCUACAACCAACUCCAUUGGGACGUUAUGGUCAUUCUGCUUCUAUUUUAAGUAAUGGACAGAUUGUUGUUGUUGGCGGUAUUAUUGUAGGCGCAGAAGAGCCUACUCUUGCAGGCAUGGAUCAAGUCUGGCUUUAUGAUCCACCUUCUAAUAAUUGGGUUGUGCGUAAUGUUACUGAUUACAACGGACAUUUCCCUUCUGCUACUUCUGAUUUUGUUUCUGUUGUUACUGAUGAUGAUAAAAUUAUUAUUUUUGGAGGCAAUGAUAGAAGUUCACAACAAACAAGAGAAUAUUUAAAUACUAUUGCUAUUUUGGAUACUAAAACUUGGGCUUGGACAAUACCUACUAUUCAGGGAAUUCCUCCUUCUCGACGUGCAUAUGCUAUUGGUGGCCUUUUAGAUAACAAGCAUCUUACAAUCGCCUUUGGCGCUUCAUCAAAUUUGUAUUAUAAUGAUAUUAAUACAUUCGAUUUGUCUACAAAUUCUUGGUUACAAACAUUUGACGAAUCUAAUUCAAGCGGUAAUUCCCUUUCAAAGGGACUUAUUGCCGGUGUCACCGUUGCUGCCGUCGUAUUACUUGUAAUUAUUCUAUUCUUACUCUGGAAAUUCCAGUCUUACAUUCGUUGGUUAAUCGUACGUAUCCACAACGACAUUUGGAAGCCUCGUACUGGUGAACCUAUUUGGGCAGAAACUUCACGUAUCAUCUCUCAAAUCUUUUUCUUGUUUAUUUUUGUUAUGUUUUUAUAUUUUGUCAUUCGUCAAGCUGUCGAUAGUCCAAAUGUUACACAACGAAUAGAGCAUCCAUCUCCUGAUGUUGAAGUACCUGAUGUUCGUUUUUGCUUUGACGGUUUCCCUAGUCAAAGCCAAAUGUAUGGCCCACCCGGCGUAUCUUGUCAAACCGAUAUUGGUUACUCUUGCAACUCUUUUAUUAAACCACUAAAUAUGUCCAUAUUCAAACCUACCUUUUCCGAUAAUUUGGGCCCCGUUAAUUGCUAUCUUUUCCGUGCCCCUGAAGGUUUUAAAAUGACUCUGACUGCUGGUAAUAAUAAUGGUUCUCGUUUGUUAUUUACCAUGUGGGGAGAUCAAACAAUCGAUUAUGGUGUUGUUCAUAUCUCUGUUUAUCCCAAACGAAUGGAUCCUAAUGCGAAAAUUUACGGUUAUGAUGAUGGUAUCAGUAACUAUCUUUCUGAAGUUGAUAUCGCUAAUUGGCAAACAACAGAACGCAACGAUCUCCAAGCCACCAACGUCUAUACUGUUAGACCCUAUACCUAUAGUGCUCUUAGUUAUGAUAUUGUAGAUCAUCGUUACUUGCAGCCUGUUGGAUGGAACUAUGUUGGAUUUUUACCUGUCACUAAUAGUACACCUGAAAUCGUAUCCAACUUUAGAUCAGAGGCUCCGAAUCCCAACUAUAGUAAGGUACAUGCAGACUUGGGUUUUAUAGCUAUUUUCCCCGAAAAUUAUGCUCAGAUAAUUGAUCGUGAGAUCAAGAUGUACACACUCGUAAACGCUCUUGGAUUUGUAGGUGGUAUCUUUGGCUUAUUAGUAGCUGCACAAACAUGGCUUUUUGGUUAUCGUCCUCGAUCUCCUUGGGGCGUAGUCCAUCGUUGGGCAACUGGCAGUCGUAAACAAUCCCUUCUUCAGGGCCUUCAGAAUAAAUUUAAAACAACAGAUUCAGGUAUCCCCUUGGUUCAUCCUGUUCAUCAUCGAUUUAGUGUAAAUGAAUUUCAGAAUCUUGGACAAGAGACAGAGGCUCAGCGUGUAAGCCGAGUUGAAGAGCGUAUGCAAGUUUUGGAAUUGUUGUUCAAGGCGUAUUAUGUGGAUGAUGAAGUCUUCCGAUCCUUAGAUUAUGCAUCAUCCAUGAACAAUAACAAAGAACUUCCUAGUUAUGGUCAACAAUUUGGAAUGGCUUCUGCUGGCAAUAAUCCCCUUUUCCCUUCUACUGAAAAAUUAAGUCCUUAUCAAACACCAAAGAAAGAAGAUCAAAAUGGCUUUUCUCAUAUGUUUAGUGAAAGACCUAGUCACAGUACCAUUACAAAAAAACUACAAGAAUGUCAGCAUCUUGAUUUUUAUACGACAUAUACUUCGUCACCCACUUGGCCUUGUCCUUUAAAAAAAACUUUUCGACUUUUAGUUUUAGAUUCUUCAUUUAAUCCCCCUACGCGUGCCCAUGCUAAUCUCCUCACAAAAUCACUUGAAGCCUUUGAGCCUCAUUAUUUUGAUGCCACACUACUUUUGUUUUCUACUAAUAACGUUGAUAAACAAUUUUCAGGAGCUAAUCUUGUCCAACGUGCCCAAAUGAUGGAACUUAUGGCUUUGAAUUAUACAAAUAGUGCAGUUGGAUUCAUGCCCCAUGGUCGUUUUAUAGACAAAGCAACACAUAUCCAUAAUUGGUUCAGAGAAAAAUAUAAUAAUCAUGACCUUGAUUUGCAUUUUAUUAUGGGAUAUGAUACUCUGAUUCGCUUCAUGGAUCCAAAAUACUACCCUAAAAUGACUGUAAAAGAAGCUUUAGCUCCAUUCUUUAAGAACUGCAGGUUGAUUUGCGCAGAUCGUGGUGUGAGCAGCGAGACAUUCUGGAGCCAAUUAAAGAACGAUGGUUAUGAAGAUUUGAUUAAACGAAUUCAGUUAGACCCUGUAAUGAGUGUAUUUUCAAGCACAUUGGCAAGAAAUGCUAUUCGUCAAGGUGAUGACACGAUUACCAACAUAUUGGAUAUUCAUAUUCUUGAUUUUAUAGAACAAGAAGCAAAUAAAAUUUACCAAACCUAGUCUUUAUUGUAUUCGUAGGAAGUUUUUUUUGCUAGUACAAAAAAGGAAAACAUCAAAUACAGUCACUUUCAUUUUUUUUUUUUUUUU
This is a messenger RNA of Cokeromyces recurvatus, 3850 nucleotides long. RefSeq lists its product as uncharacterized. The record is from RefSeq and is a predicted model, not a curated record. Gene Ontology annotation, cellular component: cytoplasm; nucleus. Bases 416 to 3763 code for a protein of 1115 amino acids. Lineage: Eukaryota; Fungi; Mucoromycota; Mucoromycetes; Mucorales; Mucoraceae. Gene Ontology annotation, molecular function: ATP hydrolysis activity; protein binding; nicotinamide-nucleotide adenylyltransferase activity. The transcript is spliced from 6 exons.